CCACGCUCUUGGCUCGAAGACGGAAAGAGAGAGCUCACCUGACCUCCAGGGGGGGUGCAUGCGGUAUAUAAUAGUGGCUGGGCCAUCUCCCAUCUUCCCACCCUCCUGCUUAGUCAUGCUCGCAUCGCCAUUCGUGCUGCUGCUGCUCGGCACCAGUGUUCCCCUCGUCGUGUCCAACCCCUUGAACGUCUUGGUCGCCAAUGGCACUCUCAACACCACUCAAACCAGCUCCUCGGCGGCUGAGACUGCUGUGUCCUCCGACAGGCUUGCACAGAAUAUCUCAUCUCACCAUACUUCCAACAUCACCUACAUCUCUCCCCAGAUUCCUGCUCCUCUCAACGCUACCCACGCCAACCCCUCUUCGAAUUGGAAUGAAGCCCACGAUAGGGCUCGCUCUUACCUAUCCAGGUGGACGGUAGCUGAAAAAGUAUCCCUCACUACUGGCCUUGGAUGGCAGCAGGGAAGGUGUGUUGGGAACAUUGGACCUGUGGAGAGUCAGGGAUUUGGAGGGCUCUGUCUCCAAGACUCGCCUCUGGGGGUUAGGUCGACCGACUAUGUGUCUGCUUUCCCUGCCGGUAUCAAUGCCGCUGCUACCUUUGACAAAGAUCUCAUUUACGCUCGAGGUUAUGCUAUGGGCCAAGAGUUUAAGGGUAAAGGGGCUCAUGUUGCUUUGGGACCUAUGACCAAUCUGGCUCGAGUGGCUGCAGCAGGUCGCAACUGGGAGGGCUUUGGCGGUGAUCCUUACCUCUCUGGCUGGGCUACCGACGCCACCGUACGGGGACUUCAAGAUGCCGGUGUUCAGGCUUGUGUGAAGCACUUUGUCGGCAAUGAGCAAGAGCGAAAUCGAACCACUUUAUCCUCCAAUAUCGACGACCGCACCCUUCGCGAAAUCUACACCCACCCUUUCCUCCGAGCCGUUCAAGCAGACGUCGCCUCGGUCAUGUGCUCCUAUAACCUCAUCAAUGGCUCGUGGGCGUGCGAGAACCCCAAGGCUCUCAAUGGUGUUCUGAAGACCGACUUUGGGUUCCAAGGGUACGUCAUGUCGGAUUGGCAGGCUCAGCACUCUGGUGUCUUGUCGGCGGAGACCGGUCUGGACAUGAGCAUGCCCGGCGACAUCACCUUUGGCACCUUGACCUCCUACUGGGGACGUAACCUUACCGAGGCUGUCAACAACGGUUCCGUUAGCGAGGCUAGGCUCGACGACAUGGCUCAGAGGAUCAUGGCGGCCUACUUUUUGCUCGGCCAGGAUCAAGACUAUCCCGAAGUCAACUUUGACUCGUACAGACAGUCUGGCUCCAACAUGUCUCAUGUUGAUGUGCGAGGCGAUCAUCACAAGUUGAUCCGCCACAUUGGAGCCUCUUCCACUGUCCUCCUCAAGAACGAAAACCACGCUCUUCCCCUAUCCACCCCACGCUCCGUAGCCCUCAUCGGCUCGAACCUCGCCCCUCCCACGAAGGGUCCCAAUGGCUACAACAGCCGGGCUGGUUUCGAUGGUCACACCGCCAUGGGCUGGGGCUCCGGUACCGCUGAAUUCCCAUACCUCAUCGACCCUCUCUCUGCCAUCUCUCAGCGUGCUCGUGAGAGCGGCGCCAUCAUCAAUUACGCCUUAGACGACUGGAACACCCAAAACGCUUCAUACUGGGCAAGCAGGGCUGACGUCGCUAUCGUCGGUGUCCACUCCGACUCUGGUGAAUUAGGGCGCACGGUGGACGGUAACGAGGGCGACCGCAACAACCUGACUCUUUGGGCUAAUGGCGAUGCACUCGUGCAGGCUGUAGCUUCUUCUAACAACAACACUAUCGUCGUCGUUCAUGCUCCCGGGCCUAUCCUCAUGGAAGAGUGGAUCGACCACCCGAACGUUACUGCUGUACUCUGGGCUGGGUUCCCCGGGCAAGAGAGUGGUAAUGCGCUUGUCGAUGUGCUUUGGGGCGACUACAACCCCUCGGGACGACUUCCCUAUACCAUCGCCAAAGACAGUUCAGGCUACUCUGCCGAUAUCGUCUACACCAAUUCUGAGUACCCCGUGCAGCCGCAGAUCGACUACACCGAGGGUCUUAACAUCGACUACCGACAUUUCUUGUCCGAGGGUAUCGAACCGAGGUUCGCGUUCGGCUAUGGGCUGUCUUACACCAGCUUUGAGCUUUCGAACCUGAUUGUCGACGAGGUUGAGGGAGCUGGGGAUUUGGCAAAAAGGUAUGUGUCAGACAACCCUCAGGUUGACGAGAGUACCGAGGGAGAGGUCGUAGUUGGUAAAUUUGUCGUCGAGUCUCUCCACAAGCCCCGAUGGACCGUAUCUAUCGACGUCACCAACACCGGCGAUGUAAACGGCUGCGAAAUCCCUCAACUCUACCUUGUCUACCCCGAAAGCGCUGGUGAACCUCCCAAGGUUCUGCGUGACUUUGCCAGGAUCAACCUCGACCCCGGAGCCACAAAGACCGUCUCUUGGAACCUCUCCCAAUACGACGUCUCCAUCUGGGAUGUCGAGAGCCAGGAGUGGGUUGUUCCCGAGGGCGAGUUUGGCGUGGAGGUUGGAAAGAGUGUGGCGGACGCAGACGCGCAGACUGGGUCUUUCACGCCCAAGCAGUAGGCGUCUGUACUUCCAAAGUUCCAGCUGUCUUGCCGUUGAUAUCGUUGGAAAGGAAAGGAAGGGAAAAGGACUGUAAUGGGUACAAGAAGGACACUUUACUAUAAUAGAGAUGACCUAUGUUGAUAGAGUUCAUACAAGUUGACACAAGUCGUAUAGUGAUGAACUCCCGUGGCUUCACAAGGUGCCCGACUCAUUGCCAUCAUCCAUCAUCGCUCUACUCGAACAAUGACACAGAGCUGA
Molecule: messenger RNA, 2827 nt
Organism: Cryptococcus amylolentus CBS 6039
Lineage: Eukaryota; Fungi; Basidiomycota; Tremellomycetes; Tremellales; Cryptococcaceae
Exons: 6
Coding region: 59-2587 (842 amino acids)
Biological process (GO): glucan catabolic process
Molecular function (GO): beta-glucosidase activity
Source: RefSeq, a predicted model, not a curated record